Messenger RNA from Vigna unguiculata (cowpea), 2319 nucleotides. RefSeq lists its product as uncharacterized. The record is from RefSeq and is a predicted model, not a curated record. NCBI's taxonomy places the organism in Eukaryota, Viridiplantae, Streptophyta, Magnoliopsida, Fabales, Fabaceae.
AUGGAGGGUUACCGUCGGUGCAACAACUAUGGCAAGGAGGGCCACUUUGGGAAGGACUGUCCCAACCUUGCUAGGGCAGCAACACGCCCUCCAGCUCAGACUCCCCAUCAGCAUCAGAGGAGGGACAGAGGCAACAGGCCUCAGGCAACAGGCAGGGUGUAUGCUAUGACAGGAGCAGAGGCGACUGGUUCAGGUAACUUGGUUAUGGGUUGCUGCUUGAUAGCUGGUGUGUCUUGCUGUGUGUUGUAUGACUCUGGAGCGACACACUCCUUUGUGUCAGAUAGUUGUGUGAAACGUCUGGGUUUGUCAGUAUGCGAGCUACAGUGCGAGCUUGCGGUGUCUACUCCGGCGUCGGGAUUGGUCACGACGUCGUCUUUGUGUGUUAGGUGUCCAGUGGAGAUAGAGGGACGCAGGUACAAGGUGAAUCUAAUCUGCCUGCCUUUGCAAGACUUGGAAGUGAUCUUAGGGAUGGAUUGGCUAUCUGCCAAUCGCGUCCUUAUAGACUGUCGGGAGAAGAGGUUGUUGUUUCCCGAUUCAGAGGAGCUCGAGUUGGUGUCCCCUCAGGGGGCGGUGAGGGAGAUUCAGAGUGGCGCGCAGUGCUUCAUAAUCUUCGCCCGUAUAGAGGUGGGAGAGGGAGAGAGACCAUCAAUCAUACCUGUGGUGCAUGAGUUUGAAGACGUAUUUCCGGAUGAAGUACCAGGGUUGCCUCCCAGUAGAGAAGUGGAGUUCUCUAUUGACCUGGUACCAGGGACGGGUCCAGUAUCAAUGGCUCCAUAUCGCAUGGCUCCGACAGAGUUAGUGGAACUCAAGAAACAGAUAGAAGAGCUGAUGGAGAAGCAGUUUAUUCGACCCAGUACUUCGUCGUGGGGAGCACUAGUGUUGUUAGCCGAUGAUGUGCAGAAGACGGCCUUCCGAUCCCGGUAUGGACACUAUGAGUACGUGGUUAUGCCUUUUGGUGUGACCAAUGCUCCCGCAGUGUUCAUAGACUACAUGAACCGGAUUUUCAGACCCUUCUUAGAUAAGUUUGUCGAGGAGCAUGAGGAACACCUGAGGAUGGUGCGUAGUGUUCUGAGAGAAAAACAGUUGUAUGCCAAGCUGUCCAAGUGCGAAUUUUGGAUGGAUGAAGUGCAGUUCUUAGGGCAUGUGAUAUCUGCACGAGGCAUUGUAGUGGACCCCGCAAAGGUCGAGGCAGUGGACCAACCCUUCACUUGGACGGAUAAGUGUGAGGAGAGUUUCCAGGAACUGAAGAGGAGACUGACCAGUGCCCCGAUACUAGUGAUCCCAGACAUGGGGAAGCCUUUUGAGGUCUUUUGUGACGCCUCUCAUCUUGGACUUGGUUGUGUUUUGAUGCAAGAAAAGAAGGCGGUGGCGUAUGCCUCGAGACAGCUUAAGGAUUAUGACUUCGAGCUUCUAUAUCAUCCAGGAAAGGCAAAUGUAGUGGCAGAUGCUCUGAGUAAGAAGACGGUACACACGGCACAUCUCAUGAUAAAAGAGGUAGAACUACUAGAGAAGUUCAGGGACAUGAAGAUACAGGUGGAAUUGGGGUCCGAGUCCAUUAGAGAGAGGCAGUUGCUGGAUGCCAGUCUGAACAGAGUCAGGGAACAGCUUGGGUCGGACGAGGUUAGAGACUUUGCCGUGAGUGAUGAUGGUAUACUGAGAUUUCAGGACAGGAUCUAUGUACCUAAUGAUGCAGAGCUGAGGAAGUACGUGUUUGACCCAGCUCAUGUGUUAGAAGCCGAAGAUAUACAGAUCAAGGAAGACCUCACCGUGGAAUAUAGUUUCGUAGCCACAGUGGGAAACUCUGUAUUAACUCGUUUAACCGCUGUUCCAGUUUGCGAGUCGGGUCCUGGAGCUGCUGUGCUCCUUGACUCCGUGUCGGAGUCCCGUACAAACCCAUUUCCAGGUAGGGAAGCUAAAACCUUCUCUUAUGCCAUGUUUUCUUGUGGUUUGAUUGUCAUUUUGAGUUUGCACGUUUGGUAUGAUGAUAUACUGGUUUGGGUACAUGAAUCUGUGGUUGAAUCUGUUGUUAAAAUUUGUUGUUUGGCUGGUGUGAGGGACUUCUUCAGGAGAACAGCGGCGAGACCUGCAAAUCUCGCCCAAGCGAGUCAGUUUCGCCUAGGCGAGAUGAGCAAGGACUCGCCCAAAUCCCAAAUGCGCGAAAGGUCGCCCAGGCGGCCCGCUCAAAUUUUUAAGCGAAGACGAGGAACACCCGUGGACAACAGGGAGAUGGUAAUUCCGCUGCAUAGUCCGCGUGAAUUGGGCUUUGGUUUCCUUUGGGCUUUUAUUUAUGGCUACGACCCCUAUAUUCCUCGUUAUUGA